AGAAAAAGCACGUUUUCUUAUAUUUUUAGGAUUUCUAUCCCCCCACAAUAUUAUAGGUGAUAUUUCAGUCACAAACGUCUAUUUUACAUGGGAAUCCGAAUGACUGAUCAGGACCUUUAAACUCCUCCCAGUUGUUUCUUUUUUUACGGAAACGGGCGGGGUGGUGCACAGGUACGGUGAAAUCUCGAAGCUAGCUCUCGUCUGGCGGAGUUAUUACUUUUUCAGUAAACAAUUAUGGCGGCCGCGGAUCCCUGGUCCUCGAGUGACGGCGGGCCUGCAAGCAGAGGAGGGUUCCCGGAUGGUGAGAACAGCAACGAGCGCGAUGGCCCGGGAGGAAGCGGCGGAGAGACAGAACGCAAGCCAGAUCGGGCCACAUUCGAAUGCAACAUUUGUUUGGACACAGCAAGGGACGCUGUCAUCAGUUUGUGCGGGCACUUGUUCUGCUGGCCCUGCCUUCAUCAAUGGUUGGAGACGCGACCCAGCCAACAGCAGUGUCCUGUGUGUAAAGCAGGCAUCAGCAGAGAGAAAGUCAUCCCCCUCUACGGCAGAGGGAGCUCCAGCCAAGAGGACCCCAGGUUGAAAACCCCGCCUCGUCCUCCGGGACAGAGAACAGAGCCAGAGAGCAGAGGGCCCUUCCAGGGGUUCGGGGACAAUGGCUUCCACAUGUCCUUUGGGAUCGGUGCUUUCCCUUUCGGCUUCUUCACCACAGUCUUCAACACCAAUGACCCCUACCACAGAGCAGACGCAUAUGCAGCUGAUCACCAAGGCAACGGCAACAACUGGCAGGACUCUCUCUUCCUGUUCGUGGCCAUAUUCUUCUUCUUCUGGCUGCUGAGCGUGUAAGGGAGAGGGAGGGAAAGGAAAGGUGCUCACACUCAUACACACGUCAAAACACCAGAAAUGACCCACUUACUCAAUAGUGGCUGAGUGUCUGUGGGUUUAUGCUCUUCCUUUGUACUUGAUUGAUGGAUUAAGGUCACUAAUUAGGAAAUAACUCCCCACACCUGCUGUCUAGGUCUUUAUUUAAAGGAAAAAAACAAAAACCCGAAGACACCAGGCCCUCCAUGAAAUAUUUGACACCUCUGCUUUAGACUAUAGAUGGGGGGUGGUGGGAUGACUGGCAGUUCUCUUAGCAAGAGAUAUCUAGUUCAGGAAACACAAACCAGUCAAAGAUUUGUGUAUCCAAAUGAUUUACGAGACUCACUUGGAUAGGGAGAGUACACAGACACCACUCUGGUGGUGGAUGAUACCCAAGCGUGAGGGUGAGUAAAACGAAGAUACUAUCGCCCUCUUUCUGUGGAAUUUGUACAUAAAUGCACACACACACACAGGGAUGGGGGGGCUGGCUGACUUUUUUUUUAGGGAUGGGACUGGUGGAUAGUCAAAAUUAAAUGAUUGGAAGGAUUUAAUAGUAAAUUAGGGGAUGAUCUAAGUCAUUUUACUGCACCACAAAACCUAUGUAACAUGUGGUUAACGUAGAACUAUUUAGACAAAAUGGAAUUACUUGUUUUUGCCCCUUGAAGGAAUUUCAGGUUUAAUUCCCCAAAUAUUAGAGCUUGUUUGAGUUGUAAGGGAGGGUGAGAAUGGGAUUUACCUGAUAACAUCGAUGUUUUUCUUUAAUCACUAUAGCCACUUUUUCUCCAAGCCAAAGAGUAACGUAUCACUGUCAAGUACAAUUUGGGGAAAAUGUAUUUGGAUAUUCCUGUUUACAAUUUAACCGAUUGAAUAAUUUGUCCGUAGAUUUACGAACCAAAUUUAUGAAUAUUCUUUAGACUAGUGUACAGAUGGAUACACUAACAACUUUAUAUAUAAUCUUAACAAACUGCCAUUGCACUGUGAAGUCAUAUACAGAAGACAGACCUAAUAAUGUGGAUUAGAGCUACAGUGUAUUCAGACCCCUUCACCUUUUCCACAAUUUGUUAGCCUUGUUCUAAAAUAGAUUCAAUUAUUUUUCUCAAUCUACAGUCGUGGCCAAAAGUUGAGAAUGACACAAUUAUUAAUUUUCACUAAGUUUACUGCUUCAGUGUCUUUAGAUAUUUUUGUCAGAUGUUACUAUGGAAUACUGAAGUAUAAUUACAAGCAUUUCAUAAGUGUCAAAGGCUUUUAUUAACAAUUAUAUGAAGUUGAUG
This is a messenger RNA of Oncorhynchus tshawytscha (Chinook salmon), 2129 nucleotides long. RefSeq names its product E3 ubiquitin-protein ligase RNF5. Gene Ontology annotation, cellular component: endoplasmic reticulum. Gene Ontology annotation, biological process: ubiquitin-dependent protein catabolic process. Lineage: Eukaryota; Metazoa; Chordata; Actinopteri; Salmoniformes; Salmonidae. Gene Ontology annotation, molecular function: ubiquitin protein ligase activity; ubiquitin-like protein conjugating enzyme binding; metal ion binding. Bases 235 to 843 code for a protein of 202 amino acids. The record is from RefSeq and is a predicted model, not a curated record. The transcript has 6 exons.